ACAUGAAACUGUUCGUCAAUGUGAAAAUUGUGAUCAAGUUCUUCAAGAUACAAUUAUCAAUUGUUUCGAUCAUGCUGAAAGCCCGCAUCAACAACCACUUACAAUAGCUCAAACUCACACCAAACUUUGUGAUUUAUAUAUUAUUCUUGGUUCUUCACUCAUUGUUUAUCCUGCAAACUGUUUUACACAGUAUGUUGCUACCCGUAAAAAACCGGUGAUUAUCGUUAACUGUCAAAAAACUCCAUAUGAUGAUUUAGCCUAUAUACGAAUUUUCGCUAAAAUCGAAGAUUUCCUCACACUUUUAUGUAGAGAACUCAGAGUGGAUUUAAUUAAUACUGAAGUAACAGAUUUAGAAUUAGAUCAAUCUUUUAAAGAUAUGAUUAUCAC
Messenger RNA from Dentiscutata erythropus, 387 nucleotides. The record is from the annotation of a GenBank genome assembly. Lineage: Eukaryota; Fungi; Glomeromycota; Glomeromycetes; Diversisporales; Gigasporaceae.